GCAUUAGAGAUUGUAAUUCAGUUUCGUUAUUCGACGCUGCUGUGCAUGCUGCUUUAUUUUAAGCCUUUUUUGUAGCGUACACGCACGCAACAGAAAACCAGAAGAAACGGAAGUGCAAGUGCGCGUGUGUAUGAUUAUUUUUGCGCCGUACGCAAAACAACAAAAUCACAGAAUCAGAAGGCAGAUAAAAAACGUUUGACAGCAAAAACAAUUUUAAGUCAGUCAGAAUGACUACGUCCACAGUUAAUCGACAACGACAUCGUUCAACAAACGCGGCAUCAACAAGCAACGAUCCGCCAUCCGACACUGAUGGCAUAGACGACGGCGCGCUGUCGGGUAGCCUUGCCAAACGUGAUUCCGAGGAGGACAGCUGGGCAUCUAAGGGCUACAAUUACAUCAAUCCGUUUGUGCAUCGCAUACAAAUUGAUAGUCACAUUGAGAUAGCCAAGAUAUAUGUUCUCACUGUACUGUUAUUGCCAAUUCGGGUAAUGGGUUGCGUUCUCUCAUUGCUUUCCGCUUGGAUGUUUGCCUGUAUUGGACUAUAUGGGAUGACAUUAGAUGACCUGAAGGCCAAACCACUCACUGGAUGGCGCAAGCACAUGCAGUAUUUGACAGCGCGAGCUAUGCGAAUGCUCUACGCCUCCGGUUCGUUUCACUAUGUCAACAUGAAGGGUAGCCCGGCAACGGCCAAGGAGGCACCCAUUUUGGUGGUUGCACCACAUUCCUCCUAUGUGGACUCCAUACUAGUCGUUGCUUCGGGACCACCCUCGAUUGUAGCCAAACGUGAGACGGCUGACAUACCUCUGCUGGGACGAAUCAUUAACUAUGCUCAGCCCAUCUAUGUACAGCGUGAAGAUCCGAAUUCACGCCAGAACACCAUUCGUGAGAUUGUGGAGCGUGCCCGUUCCCCGGAAAAUUGGCCACAGGUGGUGAUCUUUGCCGAGGGUACCUGCACCAAUCGCAGUGCUCUCAUCAAGUUUAAGCCUGGAGCUUUCUACCCUGGUGUACCUGUGCAGCCAGUGCUGCUCAAAUAUCCGAAUAAAUUUGACACUUUUACGUGGACUUGGGACGGGCCUGGCGUUCUUCGCUUGCUCUGGUUGACCAUGACACAGUUUUAUAAUCGGUGCGAAAUUGAAUAUCUACCCGUCUAUACGCCCUCGCCGGCUGAAAUAGCCGAUGCAAACUUGUAUGCCAAUAAUGUGCGCGAUGUUAUGGCCAGAGCACUCGGCGUACCCACAUCCGACUAUUCCUUCGAGGAUGUCAUUAUUAUGAGUAGGGCCCGUGAUAUGAAAGUUCCCUUCCCCGGUGAUAUUGUGGAAAUUGAACGUACGCUCGAUCAUUUGGGCAUGCUUGAGUCGAAUCGUGAUGCUGAGCUAUGCAAUGAAUUUUUAGCACUAUCAAACACUGAGAAACUGGAUAUCAUUACAUUCGCUGAAUUACUGCAGAUUGAUCUCAAGAGUCCGCACCUUCACAAAUUGUUCUCCUUAUUGGAUCACAGGCGUACGGGCACAGUGAGUCUCAAGAGUUUUCUGGUCUGCUCACUCUUUUGUAAAUUGAAAAACAGCUGUAUUUUAGCAUUCUUGCGUGCGCUUGUUCUGAUAUAUUGUGAAUCAGAGGAGUGCAUUGAUCGUGCUAGUUUUGUCAAGCUGAUGCGUCAUGCCGGCGGAAAACUUACCGAGCAGAAGGCUCAAUCGCUCUUUUAUGCUAUAGACACUUCCAAUUUGGGUUACAUUUCGUUUGAGAGUUUUGUUCAAUAUACACAAGAAAAGCCAGCCUACAAAUCUCUGUACCACAAAGCGGAGCAUAUUAGGCGGCCAAAACAAUCGGCCAGCGCUACAUCCACAACUACCGAAACAACCUUGGCGUCGUCCAACUAAGGAAGACCGACAAAGGCAUUCAACUUGGAUACCCCGACAAUUCGAUCCUGCGCCAAAACUUAGCUGGCCUUUAAGUUAAUUUUAAGCAGAAAGUUGAAGAAAUAUGAAAAACUGUAUAACUGUGUAUUUUUAAUAUUUAUUUAUGUGUAUGUGCGUAGAUUGACGAGUUUUUUUUUGCACCAUUAAUGUAACUAUUUUAUUAUAUUACUUAAACUCA
Molecule: messenger RNA, 2094 nt
Organism: Scaptodrosophila lebanonensis
Lineage: Eukaryota; Metazoa; Arthropoda; Insecta; Diptera; Drosophilidae
Gene: LPCAT
Product: lysophosphatidylcholine acyltransferase
Exons: 9
Coding region: 228-1877 (549 amino acids)
Molecular function (GO): calcium ion binding
Source: RefSeq, a predicted model, not a curated record